ACCAACUUCAGGUUCAUCUAAAUGCUUCACGUCCGCUGCAACACGAGGGUCUGCUAUGUAGUCCAGAGUUUUACUAUGACCUCUCCUUACUUCAUGCAGAGCAGGUCUGUUCUCACUCGGAGUGGUGACCCAAAUGCGGCCUCUCUCAGAUCCAAACUUACCAGCAGACGGAGGAAUGAGGAUCCAGUUUCUUCGGUGAAGUUGGAGGAGGAGGAGGCGAGGAUCUUUGAGCAAAGACCCUCCUCGGCCCCCUUAUUACCGGGUGGUUGCCAUCCAAAAACAGAAACAGACACUUUACCGUUGUCCUCACACAGCCGCAGGAGGAGACAGCUCAAAGUGGAAUAUGACGAGGAUGAAGGUAUUAUGCCGGAGAAGACUGAACACUGGGAACCUCCCGACUGGAAGAAACAACUGGGAUACAUCCGUGAGAUGAGGAGCGGCCAGGAUGCACCUGUAGAUAACAUGGGGGCAGAGAAAUGCUACGAAUCAGCAGCUCCUGCUCAUGUGAGACGUUUCCAGGUGUUGGUUUCACUCAUGCUGUCCAGUCAGACCAAGGACCAGGUGACUGCAGCAGCCAUGAAGAAGCUCCGAGCUCACGGCUGCACUGCAGAAAAUAUACUCACUACUGAUGAUGAAGCACUGGGGAAACUCAUCUACCCCGUUGGCUUCUGGAGGACUAAAGUGAAGUAUCUGAAGCUGACAACAGCCAUUCUGCAGAAAGAGUUCGGAGGGGACAUCCCAGACAGUGUGGAGGGGCUGGUCCGCCUGCCAGGAGUUGGACCUAAGAUGGCUCACUUGGCUAUGGACAUCGCCUGGGACCAGGUGUCCGGUAUCGGCGUGGACACACAUGUUCAUCGUAUCUCUAAUUGGCUGGGCUGGCUGAAGAAACCGACCAAGAACCCGGAGGAAACACGCAAGGCCCUGGAGGAGUGGUUACCCAGGGAGCUGUGGAGUGAGAUCAACUGGCUGCUCGUGGGUUUCGGACAGCAGGUAUGUCUCCCCGUCAGGCCGCUCUGCUCCGUGUGUCUGAACCAGCACAGCUGUCCAUCCGCCCACAAGAUCUCUCCUACGAAGAGGCCUAAAGCUGCAUCCCCACGCGCACCAAAUCCAACCUCUUCCUUCACAACAAAAGCUGAACCUGAACAAGAAUCUGAUGUCAAACACGAGAGGACAAAGAAGGAGCCCCUGCCCACACCCGUUUCCCCGAACGCACAGAGAAGGAGGAUACAAAGAAAGGUUAAUCAUUGAUCCAGUUGUCCCAUUUUUGUCUGAGCCGCGACCAAAUGUUGGACAAGAAAGGUUCAAUGUAUACGCACACACUGAAAACAUGCAUCUAAGCUAAACACUGAUGUGAAUAUCAGGAUAUAUGUAUUAUAAAGUAUUGUAUUUUGAGUUUUAUUUUACACUACACCGUUUACACUUUAAACAGAUAAAAUAUUUUUGUACUGUUGGCACUUAAUUGUUUUUAUAACCAAAUAAAGAAUGUAUGUACUUGG
Molecule: messenger RNA, 1496 nt
Organism: Cottoperca gobio
Lineage: Eukaryota; Metazoa; Chordata; Actinopteri; Perciformes; Bovichtidae
Gene: nthl1
Product: nth-like DNA glycosylase 1
Biological process (GO): base-excision repair, AP site formation; nucleotide-excision repair; base-excision repair
Cellular component (GO): nucleus
Molecular function (GO): DNA binding; 4 iron, 4 sulfur cluster binding; oxidized pyrimidine nucleobase lesion DNA N-glycosylase activity
Source: RefSeq, a predicted model, not a curated record